AUGCAGAGUCCUGAGAUUAUCGUCAUCGGCGCUGGUCCCUCGGGGAUUGCACUGGCGCAUACGCUCAAGCACAAACUGGGCUUCACCGACUUUACUAUCUACGACCGAGAUGAAGGGCCAGGGGGAACCUGGAGGCAGAAUACCUAUCCUGGAGUCGGAUGCGACGUUCCAACCAUCCUCUAUUCCUUCUCCUUCAACCAGAACCCGAACUGGUCCAAAGAACUAUGCGAAGGCCCCGAGAUCCUGGAAUACAUGGAGGCAACGGUCGACAAGUUUGACCUCCGCAAACACAUGCAAUUCGGGAUAGAAUGCGUCUCCACCUCGUGGGAUGAACAAGGCUUCUGGGAAGUCCGCCUCCGCGACACCAGGACUGGCUUCGAGUACACACGCAAUGCGACCGUCUUCAUAUCCGCUGUCGGAGGAAUCUCGAAGCCUCGCGAUACGAAGUUCCCUGGCAUGGACAAGUUCCAGGGCGAGAUUUUCCACACAGCUCGCUGGAACCACAAGUACGACUACCGGGGCAAGCGGCUGGCGGUGAUUGGCAACGGAUGCAGUGCUGCGCAGGUCGUCCCUGCAGUGGCAAAGGACGCUGGCUUCGUCAAGCAGUACGCUCGCAGUGCGCAGUGGUACCACGAGCGCCCGAAUCGAAACUUUACGGCCUUUGAGAAGUUCUGCUUUCGGUACAUUCCGCUCUGGGAGAGGUACAUCCGACUGCGCAUCUUCCUCAUGAGCGAUGGCCUGGUCGCAACUUAUAUGCCCGGCCCAGCUGCGGAGAAGCUGAGGGCAAAGGCCGAACAAGGGGCGCGAAAGUAUAUCCACUCGAUGGCGCCUCGCAAGUAUCAUGAUUUUAUCGUUCCAGACUUUCCACUCGGCUGCAAGCGGCGCAUCUUUGAUCCCAACUACCUGGAGAGUCUUCACCGCAGCAACGUGGAAGUCGCUCCUGUGGGCAUUGACGCGAUAGACGAGACAGGAAUCACCAGCAGCGACGGCAAGCACACUGAAUUCGACGCCAUUGUUUUGGCCACUGGGUUCGACGUCCAACAGUUUCUCGUUCCAAUGGAGGUUUACGGUAAAAAGGGCAAGAGCUUGACCGACCAGUGGAGAGAGAGCCGAGGAGCACAGGCUUACAUGGGCACAUAUGUUCAUAAUUUUCCCAACUUUGCCAUGCUCUUUGGGCCGAACACGUUCCCUGCACACAACUCAGUUCUCUUCGCUUCCGAGGUGCAGGUAGGAUACAUUGCCCGGACUCUAGUCGCGCCUAUCAUUGACAGGCGCAUCUCUUCUCUGGACGUCAAGGGCACAGUAGAGGACCAGUGGGUGAACGCUCUGCAGGCGGAUUUGAGGGGAACUGUGUUUGAGGCUGGGUGCUCCAACUGGUACAUUAACAAGCAUGGUCGCAACUCGGCCUCGUGGCCUGGGUACGCGUCCACGUACUGGAAGGAAUCGUUGAAGCCGCAAAUUGGUGUCUUUAAUACUUUUCCGGGCUCCAGGCUGUGGGUGUUCAACAUGUUGGCGAGAUGGCUGCGGACGACCCCAAAGGAGAGCUAUGCGGUGCUGGUCCUUGCCCUCGCUGGCCUCGUGUGGAAGAAGAAUCUUGGCUGGGCUGGCUCCCUGCGAGAGCUGUAUGGCACUGCCAUCCGCCUUGUACGAUAA
Molecule: messenger RNA, 1653 nt
Organism: Aspergillus calidoustus
Lineage: Eukaryota; Fungi; Ascomycota; Eurotiomycetes; Eurotiales; Aspergillaceae
Source: the annotation of a GenBank genome assembly